AUGGGAGGACUAUAUUUAUUAGAUUAUGGAGCAGGAAAUGUUCGUAGUUUAGUUAAUGCGGUUAAUAAAUUAGGAUAUGAAAUUGAAUGGGUUAAAGAACCUGAUGAUAUAUUAAAAGCUGAAAAAUUAAUAUUUCCGGGAGUAGGAGCGUUUGGUAGUGCAAUGCAAUCACUUGUGAAAAAAAAUUAUGCGAAACCAUUAAAACAAUUCAUUGAAUCAGGCAAACCAUUUAUGGGAAUUUGCGUUGGAUUACAAACAUUAUUUGAAAAAUCUGAAGAAAGUCCAAAUAUACCAGGAUUAGGUAUUAUUCCCGGUACUGUUAAGCUAUUUAAUAAAUAUGAUAAUAAUAAAGCUGUACCACAUAUGGGAUGGAAUAAAGUAAAUUGUUUAAAAGAAGGAAAAGAUAUUAAUUAUGGAAUUAAUCAAGAUAAAGUUUAUUAUUUUAUUCAUUCAUAUGCAGUACCGUAUAAUGAAAAUAUUAAAGAAUGGAUCUUGUCUACGACUCAAUAUGGUAAUGAAAUUUUUAUUAGUUCAAUUCAAAGAGAUAAUGUUUUUGGAACACAAUUUCAUCCAGAAAAAAGUGGUUAUGCUGGCUUAAGAUUAUUGAAAACAUUUUUAGAGGGUUAUUAUAACAAUAAUAAUGAUAAAGAAAUUAUAAUAAAAAAUCCUACAAAAUUAUCAAAAGAUGAAUUUACAAGAAGAAUUAUAGCAUGUUUAGAUGUGCGUACGAAUGAUCAAGGUGAUUUAGUAGUAACUAAAGGUGAUCAAUACGAUGUACGUGAACGUUCUACAAAUAAUGAUAUUAAUUGUGGACAAAUUAGGAACCUUGGUAAACCCGUUGAAUUGGCUCGUAGAUAUUUUGAUGAAGGGGCCGAUGAAAUUACCUUUUUGAAUAUUACAAGUUUUCGUAAUUGUCCUUUAUCCGAUUUACCAAUGUUACAAAUUUUAAAACUUACCUCGGAAACAGUUUUUGUUCCUUUAACUAUUGGUGGUGGUAUAAGAGAUGUUAUUGACCCUGAUGGAAAAUUUCAUUCGGCUCUUGAAGUCGCUGGUGAAUAUUUUAGAUCUGGUGCUGAUAAAGUUUCAAUUGGUAGUGAUGCUGUUUAUGCCGUAGAAAAAUAUUUGGCUAAUAAUAAAAAAUUAUCUGGUGAUACUUCUAUUGAAACUAUUGCUCAUGCUUAUGGCUCCCAGGCUGUAGUAAUCUCUGUAGAUCCUAGAAGAAUUUAUGUUAAUUCACCCGAAGAUGAACCAAAUCAUCAUUUAAUUAAAACUUCUUUUCCUGGACCUAAUGGUGAACUUUGGUGUUGGUAUCAAUGUACUGUUAAAGGUGGUCGUGAAGGAAGAGAUAUUGAUGUUCGUCAGCUUGUUACCUCUUGUGAAGCUAUGGGAGCUGGUGAAAUUCUUCUUAAUUGUAUGGAUAAAGAUGGUACAAAUUCUGGUUAUGAUUUAGAACUAAUAAAUGAUGUUAAAAAGGCCGUUAGAAUACCAGUUAUUGCUUCAAGUGGGGCUGGUAAAGAAGAGCAUUUCGCUGAGGUUUUUAACAAAACUAAUGUAGAAGCUGCUCUUGCUGCUGGAAUAUUUCAUCGUAAAGAAGUUCCAAUUCAAAAUGUUAAAAAUUAUUUAAGAGAACAUGAUAUUUUAAUUAGAAGUAAUGAUCCUUCAUUUUAA
Rhizophagus irregularis DAOM 181602=DAOM 197198 is the source of this 1668-nucleotide messenger RNA. RefSeq lists its product as uncharacterized. The record is from RefSeq and is a predicted model, not a curated record. Lineage: Eukaryota; Fungi; Glomeromycota; Glomeromycetes; Glomerales; Glomeraceae. Gene Ontology annotation, molecular function: imidazoleglycerol-phosphate synthase activity; oxo-acid-lyase activity. Gene Ontology annotation, biological process: L-histidine biosynthetic process.